Molecule: messenger RNA, 330 nt
Organism: Cooperia oncophora
Lineage: Eukaryota; Metazoa; Nematoda; Chromadorea; Rhabditida; Trichostrongylidae
Source: the annotation of a GenBank genome assembly
AUGACAAUUGACAGUUUCUCUCAGAAUACUGGUCAAAUUGACCGCAACAAAACCCAUUCAAAAACCCUUAAAGAAGAAAUCAACCUAAAGCAUCUAGUUCCUGCAAAUUCACCAAGAGCUACGACUGCUACCUCUACUACCACCACCACUACGACAACGACAAAACGACCUGUUGUUCCAUUCAUAAAUACAGGAACUGGCUCUAAAUGCGAGGACAACCACUCCUGCAUGUCUCUUGUACCAAGUGGUUUCUGCAAAGGUCCACUAUCGGAGGCUACCAAGAAGAAAGUGUGUCCGAAGUCUUGUGGCUUCUGUGAUACUUUGCAAUAA